Molecule: messenger RNA, 1837 nt
Organism: Sphaerulina musiva SO2202
Lineage: Eukaryota; Fungi; Ascomycota; Dothideomycetes; Mycosphaerellales; Mycosphaerellaceae
Product: 3-propionate hydroxylase
Exons: 2
Coding region: 83-1837 (584 amino acids)
Molecular function (GO): FAD binding
Source: RefSeq, a predicted model, not a curated record
GCUCCAAGGAAAGCAUCUGUUGCGUUUAUUCGUCCAACACUCGACUUCCAAGAAACUCUCCGUGUCCACCUCCCAAACAACCAUGACCACGGAUCCCAGACAAGUCGAUGUCCUCAUCGUCGGGGCCGGUCCCGUGGGUCUCAUAACUGCUUUCCAAUUAGCCAAAUUCGGUGGAAUUUCCGUCGCGAUAAUCGAAAAAAACUCCAAAUCCAUUCAGGAUGCCUAUGGACGAGCCAUCACGCUGUAUCCUCGCUCGAGUGAGAUGCUGGAUCAACUCGGCUUGGCAGAAGAACUCGCGCAGCAAUGUUUCGCCUGUCGGGAAACGGCAACAUAUAACUCCCACGGCGAGGAAGUGCACGGCCGUGGUUGGAGUUUUAUGGAAACGGGAAUGAGCGAUACGGCGUGGAAUUUCGCGUUGGUGUUGAGGCAGAAGUAUCAGGAAGAUGUAUUUCGCAGAGCGCUGAGAGAGUAUGGUGUGGAAGUGGAGGCGCCAGUCAGGCUGGAUGGGAUUGUGGUGGAUGAGAGUAUACCGCUACUCCAGCAUCGAGUGACAGCUACAGUACACGAUGAGUUGACAAGCGAAAGGAAAACGAUCAAAUGCAAGUUCGUGAUUGGGUGUGAUGGUGGCCAUUCGUCUGUCCGUCGAUUGAUAGACAUACCCUUUCGUGGCCUGACGACGGCAGACAAGUGGGUGAGGGUCGAUGGGUUAGUGGAGACCAACGUUCCGAGACCGCGCACAUACUGUGCCAUUGAGUCGCCCACGCAUGGAAAUGUUCUCUGGGUUGGUCUGGACCGCGGGCGGACGAGGAUCGGAUACGCUUUCACCCAAGAUCGCGAGAAAGCGUACAAGGUGUUUGAUGAAGCUGCCGCUGUCAAGGAGGCCAUCGCUGCUGUCAAGCCCUUUGACGUGACAUUCCUGACUGUCGAUUGGUGGACCAUCUAUUCCGUCGGUCAGCGCAUUGCCGAAACAUUCGAGAAGAAGGACUGCAUCUUCUUGGCGGGAGAUGCAUGCCAUACACACUCCUCGGGCGCUGCUCAGGGCAUGAAUACUGGCAUCCACGAUAGCGUGAACUUGGCGUGGAAGCUGAGUCUGGUACUGAGACGACUGGCCCGCACCGACAUCCUCCAGACAUACCAAGCAGAGCGAAUGCCGAAUGUUGAGAGACUGAUCCAGUAUGACAGAGACAUCAGUCGUCUCAUGACAAAUCGACUGCCGGAAGACUGGCAGGGAGAUCCAGAGGCAGAUGUCAAUGCGAUCCUGGGCCAAGUCAUGGGAGAGGCAGGCUCGUUCAGCUCCGGAUUGGGUAUCUUCUAUGAGCUGGCAGAGACGAGCCUUCUCAGUGUCCCAGGCAGCUUUACCAGUUCACAGCAAGUCGUAGACGUGCAGCAGCCAGUAGGACCGGGUCGACGAGCGCCAGACGUGACACUCCUGAAGCCGGGCACAUUCGAGUCAACGAGACUCAUAUCAGAGACGCCGAAUAGAAGUAGCUUCUACCUGGUGCUUUUUGCUGGAAAUCCUCUCUUGACGGAAGCAACGGCGUUUGCUGAUGCAUUCGACACCUCCACAUAUCUGAGCGGUAUCCAAUCGCGAGGCAAGUGGGCGGAUUCUCAUGCCCAAAGCCCAGCCUCCUCGGCUUAUGAGGUCCUGGGACGAGAGCCGCUUGGUCGUGCAUUCUUCGACACCCAUGAAGGUGUGGCGUACAAGAGGUAUGGCGUCGAUGUAGGAGCAGGCUGCGUUGUACUCGUUCGACCAGAUGGCUGGAUUGGCACUAUGCUGUCACUUUCGGAGAGUUCGGUGAGAGAGGUCGAAAUGUAUUUCAGUCGCAUUCUACUAUGA